Molecule: messenger RNA, 912 nt
Organism: Naegleria lovaniensis
Lineage: Eukaryota; Heterolobosea; Eutetramitea; Acrasida; Naegleriidae
Exons: 1
Coding region: 1-912 (303 amino acids)
Source: RefSeq, a predicted model, not a curated record
AUGCCACCACGAAGAAGAAAGGCAUGUGCAACCACCACACGCAAACGCCGAGUCGUGAGAAGAAAGAAGGUUGAGGCCGAUUCCGAUGAGGACAUUCAACAAGCUGAACCACUCGAGGAGGUACCUCCAUCCACCAUAGAGCAACCACCAUUACAACAACAACAACAACCAAUAAUAACGGAAACUUGUAAUUCAUCCAAACGACCAUCCAUCAUAGCCUCUAAAAAACGAAGCAAUAGUAAAUUGAAAAUUGAUGAUGAAAAUUUCAAGUCCAUUUCAUUCCGAGAGCAAGAUGUUGAAAUUGAAAUUCCACGAUCCGAAGAAUAUGAAUCAGCAAAGGAAUCUGAUGCUGAAAAGCAAUGUCGGACACCAUUGGCCCAAAUCUUGCGUAAACGAACGUUUGACUCGUGUGAGAAGGAAAAUAGUCUCCAAUCUGCAAGUAAGGUGAAAGAAAUGUUCAUGGGUGAAGAACAAUUAACAUUUUUGAAAGUGUCCUAUCAACAAGAAGUUGAUAAUCGAGUGAAAAUGUUACGGGCCUUUACAAAUAGCCAAUGUACACGUUUAGAAAUGGAGAUGAAAAUGAAGAUUGCUAGUCUCCCACAAAAAAUUAGACAAAUGACUGUUGCAGAAUUUCUUCAAUAUCAUGAAGAUAUUGGUGCAUUUAUUGGAAAGAUUGUGCAUGAUGACACUUUAUCCCUAGAGAGGAGAGUGAAUUUUUUGAGAAUGGCACAUCAACCAAAAACGCCACGACCUCCCAAGCACACAUCUACCAUGGCAGCUGCCACUAACAAUGCGAACAUCAUGAAUCCACCUUCUAAUACUCCUCAAACGAAGAAGUUGAGAAUGAAGAGUGUUAAUAACAUGAACACACCAACGCAUCACAAGCAGUUGAAUAGCUAUGCAAUGAAAUAA